Molecule: messenger RNA, 522 nt
Organism: Clunio marinus
Lineage: Eukaryota; Metazoa; Arthropoda; Insecta; Diptera; Chironomidae
Source: the annotation of a GenBank genome assembly
AGGAGGUGUUAUUUUAAUUGAAAUUAAUUUUAAAAGUCGAGAACUUUCUGUUUCUUAUCUCAGUCUUGAGCGAAAAGAGUUAACAUGAAAAAGUUCACGAUUUUAGUAUUUUUAGUGCUUCUAUGUUUAGUUGUACAUCGUACAGCAGGUAAGAAGGUGAAAGCACCUAGAGAUGGAAAAGAUGGCAAAGACGGUAAACACGGCAAAGAUUCUAAGAACUGCAACAAAGCCCAAGACGGAAAGGAUGGAAAAAAAGGUCAAAAGGGCAAAUGGGGAGGCAAUGGAGGUGAUGGUGGAGAUGGAGGUGACGGUGGUGACGGCGGUCCAUGUGGAAGUGGAGGAAACGGUGGUAAUGGCGCAGAUGGUGGAGCAGGAGACGGUAAUGGAAAUGGAGGCAAUGGAGGCAAUGGGGGCGAUGGUGGAAACGGUGGAAACGGUGGUGAUGGAGGUGAUGGUGGUGAUGGUGGUGAUGGUGGAUAUGAUGAAGAUGAUGAAGAUGAUGGUGAUUGGGGGUGGUGGUAG